Gilbertella persicaria is the source of this 990-nucleotide messenger RNA. Its product is annotated as coiled-coil domain-containing protein-domain-containing protein. The record is from RefSeq and is a predicted model, not a curated record. NCBI's taxonomy places the organism in Eukaryota, Fungi, Mucoromycota, Mucoromycetes, Mucorales, Choanephoraceae. The coding region runs from base 87 to 905 and encodes 272 amino acids. The transcript has a single exon.
AAUCAAGUUAACGCGUGCGCGCUGCAUAAAAAAAAAGUGUAGCUUGUGACGCAACUUGGAGGUUGCUUUCUUUCAUUUUUCUUCACAUGGAUGAAACAACAAGACAACAAAUCAUGGCUCAUGUAGAAAGAAACAUGGCCAAUAUUCCCUUCAAGACUCUCCGUUAUGGUGAAAUUGAACCGACUCAAGAAGAAAAACUACAUCAGAUGCAACUUACACUCUUGGAUGAUCCUGCUCUCUUUCUCGGUAAAUGGGGACGACAUCUGUCUCAAACUACACUGAGGAUGUUCAAAGUGGUUGAGAAUAAUUAUGAAGUCGACUUUUACUUGAAUAGUUUGUUAUAUCAAGAGAGUCAAGAUGUGGAUAUGACACGGCCUGUUUCUCGAAAAUCGGCUAUGCAUCAAUUAGCUCAGAAUAGACGAUAUGAAUUCUUGCAGCGCGAAUUAAAGUAUUCCGAUUAUUUCUCGGACGAAUCGAUUCGGUUAAGGGAACCUGUGCUUUAUGAUCAAUAUGUGGGUCAACAUAUACCUGUACAAGAAAGAACAAAGCCAUUUGAGAAUAACAUGACAUUGGUCAAUCGAAUUUUUAGUAAUAUGGACCAGAAAUACGUUUAUGAUCAUUUGGAUCAACAAAAAAUAGUUGAUGAAGAACGAUUUGAAGAAGAAGAAGAAGAUAGUGAAGAUGAAAUUAUGGAGAAAUCAACACCAUUUGUCAUGACAAAGAAUAAAGGAAAACAGGUUACUACAAGUGAAGAACAAGAAGAAGAACAAGACAUUGAAGACAUGAUUGAAUUUCGAGAACAACAGCGCUUAGAAUUGAUUCGUUUAUUAGAAGAGAAAUUUCUGGCUGGCAAGGAUAAAGUAAGAUUUAUUUAUUUUAUAUUUGAUAUACUCAAAUUCUUUUAGGAUUUUGAUUACGAUCAAGUAGAUUAUAACGAAGAUUACGAUAAUCUUGUUCAACAAGAACAAGACAUCCAAGAUAGAUAUUUUG